Aspergillus oryzae RIB40 is the source of this 3429-nucleotide messenger RNA. Its product is annotated as DUF1765 domain-containing protein. The coding region runs from base 1 to 3429 and encodes 1142 amino acids. NCBI's taxonomy places the organism in Eukaryota, Fungi, Ascomycota, Eurotiomycetes, Eurotiales, Aspergillaceae. The record is from RefSeq and is a predicted model, not a curated record. The transcript has 3 exons.
AUGUCUCCUCUUUCUCUCGAGACACCAAACAAUCAUCGAGAUGGUGAACAUGUCUUGCUGCCCCACUCCGCCAGUUAUAACCACCUUCCCGACCUCGUCGCUUCGGAAUCCGCGUCUCCCACUCUCCGGAGGACUUUCUCAGACCUGACCUACCCGAAGGAUUCCACAUCCCUGUCCAAGGAGGAUGUCGCAGCGGGCAAAGACAUCCUAAGGCGAACCUCACUCCGGAACAAGGACAAAUCGACCAUUACGGUCUCUCGAUUUAGUGUUUCUACCGAAGAUGUGACCGAUCCUGCCAGCACGGAGCUCUCCGGAGCUCCCGCGAAAGCCCCAGAGACGACGAAAGUCCCGGAAACAAGGGCUCCAGAGCCUGUGGCGCGCCCCUCUAAAGCCCGCUCCAUGUCCGGAAGAUUGGUCAACCUCGCCCGCAAACCGUGGAAGUCAAGCUCUCCUAGUAGAUCUCCCUCUCCGCCCGCUAAGGGCUCGAGGGGGCGGACAUUGCGUGCGGAGGAGCAAUCCCUGUCAAGCUCGCCAGCGUCGCAAUCCAAGGGUCUCACUCCGCUGGACACAGUAACAGAGUCCGAUCCCGCUGUCCCUACGCGCAGGCGAACAAUCCUGAACAAACGACCUCGGCUGCCGAUGGUAGCGGUUGUAACACAAAGCCAAGCGGAUAGUCCCACGACCCCCAAUAGUAACACUCCGUCACCUUUCACGCUAACGGCUAAGAACUCGUUGGAAAAGCUUACAUCGUCGCUCAAUGUGACAACUCCGGUCCUUCCCCCAAUGCCCAAGACAGCGGUUGCUUCUGCCGGCAUAGACUUCGCGCGCAAGAAGGAUGAACUCUGGGUGAGUGUUGGUGGGAUGCUGGUCAAGUGGAAACUCGCGCAGAUCCAGGCGACUAACUAUUUCAGAUUUCAAUCUAAGUCCAGUGCUUUGAAGGCCAACGUCAUCCGCUCUUCACUUCUACCUUUCCUCAAUCGUAAUCAUUCUCACCCGUCUUUUAAGUCAUUGAGGCCGGAAGACCUGGAUCGUCGAGUUAAUAUCCUCAACAAGUGGUGGAUAGGAUUGUUGGAGAUGCUCAAUGGGAAACAUAAUCAAUCGAUAUCCGGCACUGACAGGCCGGUGUAUCUAGAAGCUGUUGUCGGGAUCAUGACUCGGCCUGAAUGGAGGAUCCCCUUUCCAUCGCCGCCAUCUGAUGGGAAUUCACCGAAGCCUCUACAGCAUGCUUCAACCUCGAUCUCGGAGAGUUCGGAGGGCUCGUCUGGAAGUUCAGAUUUUCUCGUCGAAUCGAUUCAUCACAACAUAAGGAACAUUUUCACGCAAAAUUUGCUAUCUCAAAUGGCUUUCGUGGUAGAGCGGAUGUCCAUGAGACACGCUCCGGCUAGCUUGGUGGCCUUUUGCGGAAAAGCUUGUGCCUACGCGUUUUUCUUUUGCCCUGGAGUGGCAGACAUUCUUGUUCGGCUGUGGAACACGCCGCCUAAUAUCUUCCGACGGGUUCUCACCCAGUCGAAUGUAGAUGGCAGUGGCAAUGCGCGCGCAUUCACACAGGACCUGGCCCUAAACUUCCCGGCGGCUCUUCGCUCGUUAUCCUUCCAUGGCCACACGCCAUUAGUUCGCUAUCUCCGCCGAAAGCCCGAUGUUCCUUUAAGCACGGCUCAGAUUCGGUGGCAGAGCCCUUGGGUUUCACGGUGGGGUGGCCGUGAUAGCGACUUGUUUUUUGUAUUUGUUAAAUAUAUACACAUCCUGUACGCUGAUGCGUUGCCUGCAGAAAUCGAUAAAGACAAGCGUGUCUUGGCGCCAGGCUUAUUGCCAAUACACGCACAACUUCUUGUCGUUCUGGAGGACACACUUUAUAAACAGUCAGUCCCCCAGGCGCCUACAAACUCACACACUGCUGCCGCAAUCACAUUCGACGAUUUCAUCGAAGGCGCUGAUGCUUCGGUCUCGGCUCUUCCUUUGGGAGCUGCGAAUAGCCAUCGAUCGAUGGCCGAAAACCGUCUAAUCAUAUUGUUACGCGACUUUCUCUCUGAAUCUUCCGUUGAGCCAAACCAUGCCCGUCUGUUAUAUGCCGAGUCUUUUGCUAUGGUUAUGAAAACUGCCGCUGGAAAGACCUCGCUGUUCGAUCAUAAUGCCUGCUUUUUACUUUGUGACUUCGUUGAAGAAGUCAUUCCCAUAAUAACACGAUAUUCCCAGCCGGUCAAGUCGGACUUGUUUGACUGGAAAUUCUGGCUCGAAGUUUGCGAUCGGAUGAUGCAAAGCCAUAACUCUCUCACUGAGGUUCGUGUGUUUUCCUUUCUCUUCUGUAUUUGGAGCACAUGGACCGCUUCGGAAGAGAGGAAGGCAGACCUCUGCCUAGGGUUCCUUUUGAAAGAGUCGUUAUUUUACCAUUACUUCUGUCACUGGAGUCCUAUGGUUCGUGCCUACUUUCAUCGUCUUCUUUGUUGGAGAUUGGGUAGAUUUAACGGAGACCCGUCACCACUCGACUCAACAAUCUAUGAAGUGCUUGGGAGCCGAUUACAAAGUCUUUGGGAAUAUUACCUGACAUUUCAAGCAAAAGCUGAAAAGGAACUUACGGUACCGCUAUCUUCAGCGCCCUGUACGCCAGCACCCGGGCGCAGAAUCAUCAUCAUCCGGUGUGACAACCAUUUCACUCCACCUAGUCUUUUUGUCUCAUUCGACCGCGUCAUCCCUGCGGCACCCUCCGAGCAAAGCGCAGCCUCUAUAAGUGGCAGCUCCGCAAAAACAGAGUCUACAUCUGAUACGCAGCCGCCUAAAAAGAGAUGGAAUCUCUUGAAAGCCAUGUUCGGUAGCUCUUCCUCGAAAUCCAAUGGCGAGGCAUCGCCUGCAAGUAGCUCGGAGGAGUCAUUAGACAUAAAUGGGUCUGAUAGCGCUGCAUCUGCCGACAAACGCAUGGAUGAGAUUUCCCGGUCAAAUAAUAGUUCUGGAGAACUCUCCCGACCCAAGACAGCACACCAGCCUUACUCCUUCAAGUUCUCAUUGGAGUGGAUGGACCGGCCCCAAUGGCCCAGCAAAAACAAGCGCCUCUUCACUCCCUGUCUGCCUGUGGCAGCCCAGCUACACCUGCAGCUUCGUAGAUCUGCGGACGCAGACGACGAAUCUGAGAUAGAUUCCGAGGAAGAAGCUGGGAGCGAUGACGCCCGAGAGGGCUCACCAUCAGCCAAGGAGACAGAGACCUCAAAGAACACCAACACCGGCUCGGAAUCCGGGAAGGGUUCCAGUAAACCAGCCCCGGAGCCGGCAAUAAGCCACCCACUUGUUGCGAGCAAGUACGUGGGCCGCGCACUUGCCGAAUGGGCCCAAAUUGUCUCGGAAUGCGACAGUUUCUUCGCCCGGCGACGCGACGAGGGCGUACCCUGCGAUCGAAUGGUCGAAACCCCAACGCUGGGCGUUGAAAGCUUCAGAAAAUGA